UCUCUUAACGGCUCUCGUCAUCUGUACCGUUUUAGGGUCUGCAGAACAGCUAACUGAGAUAAAAAACAACAACAGACAAACAGAUAAUUUAGAGCUGAAGUAAUGGAUAAAAAUAUACCUCGGUACAAUGUUCAGUUGUAUAUUUACGACCUGUCAAGAGGAAUGGCUCGCAGCCUUAGUCCUAUCAUGUUAGGCAAACAGCUGGAUGGGAUAUGGCACACAGCUAUAGUGGCAUAUGGUGAUGAGUUCUUCUUUGGAGGGGAGGGCAUCUCCAGCUGUUCGCCGGGCGGGACGAUGCUGGGGCCUCCAGACACGGUGGUGGAGCUGGGCGAGACCGAAGUGACAGAGGAGAUCUUUAUGGACUACCUCUCCUCUCUCGGAGAAACGACAUACAGAGGCGACAGGUAUCGUCUGUUUGAGCACAACUGCAACACGUUCACCAACGAGGUGGCCCAGUUCCUGACAGGCAAGACUAUCCCGUCGUACAUCACAGACCUGCCGUCAGAGGUCCUUUCCACACCGUUCGGCCAAAUCCUUCGACCAAUCCUCGACUCCAUUCACAUCGCCCCGCCCGGAGGCAACGUCAUCAACGGCGGAAGAAACAUCUAACCGCUCGAUGGAGCUGCCCGCCGUUCUGCCCACCGUUCUGCAGGUCUCUGUCAGUGUUGCUGAUCUCUUUUAAUUCUUUGUUUCCUGUCUUUGUUUCUCAUCCUUUCUGCAUAAUAAAUGACCAGCGACUUCAGAGGGGAAUAUUUUUCCACAUCCGAGAUUUUACAGCACACCAGUGAUUUGACAGUAGAGGCAACGCAUCUCGUUUCUGGUCUUUGUGCGAUUUGUGAAAUUGAAACAAAAAAGAAAAACACAGCAUUUAAUCAAUACAAUUCAAUUUUCACGUCAAACCGGCUUGGUUUGGAUAACCUUUUUUUUUUCCCCCUCAAUAGAUACAAUUUUCAUUUGGAAACUAUUUUAUUAAAUUCACCUAAGUUAUCAUUGUCUGAUAUAAAAAUGAGAAUGUACAUUUAAUCAGCUAAUGUAGUAAACAGUUUCUGAUAUUUACUCUCAGUAUAAAAUGAAGAAUAACUUUAUCCUUGUAAUUGAUAAAUUAAUCGAAAUCCCUGAAAGUUUUACUCUGAAACAAAUUUCCCAUUGAAAAUUAAGUGUUACACUUGACUACGUUGCUCAUCGCUGGAGUUUAUUCUUUAAAUGUAUUUAUAAUAUUUGGUAAACUCAUUAUGACUUUAAGUCAGUCACAUUUCUAUAUUUGCACCUUGUUCAUGUUUGUUAGCCUUUAGUUUAUGUCCAAUCAACAUUUUUUGUAUGAGUCUGUAAUCUCUUGAUUUAUAUUUUCAUUUUGUUGACACACAACAGGGUGUGAGGAAUAAUAAUAUCAGCUGACUUAAACAUUUUCCUCUGUAUAAAUGACUCCAUAUUUUUUCCAUUGUUUUUUUUGUGUUCAGUACAUUAUAUGAAGAGUUUUCUUUAAAAUAUCAUCCUGCUCUCUCCACAAUAACCUGCUUGAGUCCUUUAACAGCCACCAGAGUGUGUUUGAACUCCAGCACACCUCUGUGCCUUCACCCCCCUCUGCCUAACUACAGUCUAGACUCUCAGACUCCAUAAAGCUGUUUAAAGUUGAUCUAGUAAUUGCAUAACAAAUAGGAUAUGAUGAUAUGAAUUAUACAUCUAGUGCACAAGCAACACCCUCUACAAUCUUGUUGUAUAGCACACGGGAUGUACGACACUGCGCCUGUACACACACUUAUUGCUACCCUGGGUAAAGUGACAGGAAGUAAAUUAAUCUUUUAUUGAAGCAAAAAUAUUCUCAAACUCAAAAGAAUUUGAGAGAUCGAUUGGGAAUUGGGAGUGUUUUUAGCAAAAACCCAUCAGCCACUCGUGACCCCUAUGUUUGAAGAACCCUUUUUGGGUAAUUGGUCAGAGUUCCAUCCCAUAUUCUAUUUGCUCAUCACCCCACAAUUUUGUUUUUUAUUUUAUAGGAUUUACGUCUCCGGGCUGGGAUGGCCUUGGGGGGAAAGAUGAUUUUGUUUCCCAUCAGCCCUUUCUGUGGCCAAAUUCUCCUCAUCAUUAUUCUGCACAACUACCCAAUGUCAGCUCAAUUUCAGUUUUCUGCCGAUGAAACUCACCAGAUGUUCAACUCAAAUCUUCUGAUAUUUCAGGUAGUCCAAUAGUCUGACCCAUCGCUCAAAAUAUUCAUCCACCAGGAGUUUUUGUCUUUAUCAUUUAGUUAUUCAUUAAUCACAAUCCCAUCUGGACCGAAGACGCAACUCUUGAUAAAUUCCCCAAAGCGCCGUGCAAAAUCCACAUCUUUACGUGGAAAGGUAGGAAGCUCUUUUCCUGGGAUGCCUCCAAGGCAACUGAUUGGCAUGUAGAUCACGACUUUUGGUUGCUAACAGCUUUGGUGGCGACAGCUUUCUUUCAACUCCCUUACCACAUUUCUCUCUGUGAGCCAUGGCAAGUCUUCUUCCUGUUGUUUUCACCUUUUAAAUUAUUGCUUUAGCAGAGAAUACCUAAACUCUGUUAUUUACAAACUUUUCAAGAUCUUCCUUUCUUGAACCUGCUCUCUUGCCUUUCCCAUUUUGAAGAGAAUUUGGCCUUUGUCAUGUCACGUUUUCAUCACAAGGCAAACAGGAUGUUGUACUAAUUGAAGUUUCUGAUCUACAAAUAGCUGAGGGAAAUUUCUAAAUGUUCUCCACUGAAUAAAUACUAAAAUUAAAGGGCACAUUUCCAGUGUAAAACUGCUGCAAUAAGAGAUUAAUUUGUUUCAAGACUUUUUCAAUAUCCUUUGAAGGGGAGCCAAUUAGUGCGGGAGGGGCAUCGUACACAUCAUUAGACGGCAGGCUUCCGGGUCUUUUUCGAACCUUUUUGUGCAUGAACACAAACAACAAGCACAGUAUCGAGAAGCAAGAAUCUCCGGGGGUCUAAACUAGCAUUAAGCUUCAUGUUCUUGUGCAAUAAACAAACCUUCCACUUUCACUGUCCCAGCAGCCGCUGGGGUCGGCCAUUCUAGUCUUGCUCUCCUGCAUCAGGACGCAAAUGCUCCAGGAGAACUUGAGAGUUCCCCACCUUCUCUCCAGCUUACUGACACCCCAACCCGACCGCUGAAAUGUAUCACUGAACAAGUCGCCCUUUAUCCCGCCGGUGUACGUUGUUGCUUGCUGCUAGCCGUCCUGUGAAAUUGCAGAUUGCACCAGAUAUUUAUAGGUAUUGUUUACCAAUUUAUUUAAGAAAAAACAGUGUUAUAUAUUUCUGCACAUUGUAUUGUUUGUGUAAUGUGGUUUUGGUUUUCCUUGGUAUUUCUUUGUAAAUCUAUGUUAAGGGUGUUGAAACUCCUGAUGUGGUGUUUCUUGUCAAAUGCAGCAAUUCUCAGUAGGUUUUAAACGCCGAUUCACAAGUACAUUGAUAAAUUAAUAUAAUACAUUCAAAUGAAAGAAUGCAUAUUUUCUUUGUGUGUAUACUAAUAAACAUUUUACAUCA
Poeciliopsis prolifica (blackstripe livebearer) is the source of this 3489-nucleotide messenger RNA. It is a transcript of the gene desi1a, whose product is annotated as desumoylating isopeptidase 1a. Gene Ontology annotation, molecular function: peptidase activity. Lineage: Eukaryota; Metazoa; Chordata; Actinopteri; Cyprinodontiformes; Poeciliidae. The record is from RefSeq and is a predicted model, not a curated record. The coding region runs from base 103 to 609 and encodes 168 amino acids. Gene Ontology annotation, biological process: protein modification by small protein removal. The transcript has 6 exons.